AUGUUCCGAUUCUUGGUGUUGGCUUUCCUUGCGGUGGCAUCCGCUGACAUUGUCUACGACGGUCCCUGUCAAGAAGUGAAACCUGUGGAAAACUUCAACUUUAGUGCUUACCAAGGCCUAUGGUACGAGGUUGCUCGGUACCCCAACGCUGGCGAGGAGGGCGACAAGGGCAAAUGUACAACCGCCGAAUACACCGUAGAUGGGGAAAAUGGGAAAGCUAAGAACAGUCACGUCGUUGAUGGCGUUAAGUAUUACAUUGAGGGCGAUCUCAAGCUAGUGGGGCCGUCUCAAGUCAGAAUCACGUAUACUUUCGGAGGUGUAUCUAAGGACUCCUAUUUGACUAUCCUGGACACUGACUACAAGAGCUACUCCAUCGGCUACAGCUGCAAGUACUUCAAGGAGACCAACAAACACCAAGUCUUCUCUUGGAUUAAGUCUAGAAGCAAGAUUCCGGAAGCAGCCGCCAAGGAGACUGUUGAGAACUACCUGAAGGACUCUAAAAUUCUUAAAAAGUCAAAUUACGUGGUCAAUGACCAUUCUGAUGCAACCUGCGGAACCACCAUUGCCAAACGCAUCGAAAAAUUCCUUGAC
Iphiclides podalirius (scarce swallowtail) is the source of this 591-nucleotide messenger RNA. Lineage: Eukaryota; Metazoa; Arthropoda; Insecta; Lepidoptera; Papilionidae. The record is from the annotation of a GenBank genome assembly.